This is a messenger RNA of Penicillium subrubescens, 1083 nucleotides long. RefSeq lists its product as uncharacterized. The transcript is spliced from 4 exons. The record is from RefSeq and is a predicted model, not a curated record. Gene Ontology annotation, biological process: transmembrane transport. The coding region runs from base 1 to 1083 and encodes 360 amino acids. Gene Ontology annotation, molecular function: transmembrane transporter activity. Gene Ontology annotation, cellular component: fungal-type vacuole membrane. NCBI's taxonomy places the organism in Eukaryota, Fungi, Ascomycota, Eurotiomycetes, Eurotiales, Aspergillaceae.
AUGGCCGUCUGCAAGUCCAACGAGGCCGAACGGUCCCUAGCGGAGAGUCAACAUCUUGAGUUGGGCGGUAAUGACGAAGAGACAAACGAAAGCCUUGCGGAAACUGCCAUCCAAGAUGUUUAUUUUCCAGAUGGCGGUGUAAACGCCUGGCGUACCGCACUUGGUGGUUUCCUCGCAUUCAUUGCAAGUAUUGGUUUUCUGAGCGGUGGAUCCGUUUUUCAAAGCUACUACAUCACAACAACACUGUCAUCAUCGAGCCCUUCCGAUAUUGCGUGGAUUGGAAGUGUGCAGCUUUGGGGUUGCUUUUCCUUUGGAAUUUGGGCUGGUAGACUGUCUGACAAAUAUGGACCAACCUUGCCCCUUGGGGUGGGAACCUUCUUUUUGGUCCUUGGCAUCAUGAUGGCUUCUAUUUCGAAGACGUACUAUCAGUUCCUAUUAUCACAAGGAUUCUGCGUGGCAUUGGGAAUGGGAUUGAUAUUUACACCGGCUCUAGCAAUCCAGUCACAAUGGUUUUUAAAAAGACGCGGCUUUAUUGUUGGUGCUGUUAUGUCCGGUCAAAACGUGGGAGGGAUAAUCUGGCCUGUACUGACAAAUAAGCUUCUCAACUACGAUGGAGCGUCACUAGGCUGGACCCUACGCAUCAUUGGCUUUAUACAGCUAGGCUUGAUGAUUGCUGCUACUCUAUUGGUCAAGCGACGAUUUCCGCGGACCUUAGAAUAUGAUGUGCUCCCCGUGAGACAAUACUUCACUGAUAAACGCACUAUCAUGUUUACCAUCGCUAUCGUCAUUAUGGAUUUAGGGAUUUAUAUCCCGUGGUUUUACAUCACUCCCUAUGCAAUGCAACACGGUGCAUCUGCGACUCUCGCAUUUUAUGACGCUGCAAUCUUAAAUGGUGGCGCAUUUGUGGGGUGCUUUGCCUUGGGAAUUAUAGCGGAUUCCGGCCUGGGGUUCUUCAAUGCCGUCACAGUGACCACUUUUGGAUGUGCGAUAGUCGCCUUCGCGUGGGUUGGGGCACAACAAACUGGGGGAAUCAUUGUGUGGGCUAUAGUAUCUGUAUCACGGUUGGUUCAUUUGCAGUAUUAG